This is a messenger RNA of Trichoderma citrinoviride, 1451 nucleotides long. RefSeq lists its product as hypothetical. The record is from RefSeq and is a predicted model, not a curated record. Bases 91 to 1446 code for a protein of 451 amino acids. Lineage: Eukaryota; Fungi; Ascomycota; Sordariomycetes; Hypocreales; Hypocreaceae. The transcript has a single exon.
CCUUUCUCUUCAUGCGCCAUCGUGGAAGGGCAUGAUGUUCUUGUUACUUUUAUUGUCUUUAUGAUUGUAUUAUCUUAGAAUAUGCUCAAGAUGGUUUUUACCGCCUACUAUCGGCGAUUACGCUCAUUCUAUCUCUUCUUCAUUCUCCUUGCUAUCGCAUUACUUAUCCUCAGCAGCCGCGAAAGCACCCGAUCUUUGCUUCUCGGCAAAGACCCGAUUUGGCAGAACCUCUUCACCACGGAUGACGAUCUGCUGUGGUGGAAUGACCGUUUCCCAUGUGAGAAACAUGAACCGAUACGCAUCGCCAUCCUCGAGUCUGCCGGUGUCCACGAUGAGGUGACGGCAGCGCUGGUCUAUGCCUUUGGCGGGCAUCCCAACGCUGAGUUGCGGCUCUACUUUGCUCGCCAGCGCUACCAGUCCGAUGUUAUCAUCAACAGCCUCGAGCUGGAGACGCCCAUUCUCUCGGUCAACAGCUCCAACUACUUCAAGAGGGACGUCGCAAACCUGCCGCCUCCUCACUUUGUUGUCUCUACCACUUGCGAACUGGACCUUGAGAAACCAGAAUCGGUUGUCGCUCCUCUCCGUCACCUGCUAUUCAACGAGACCACGCACUUGUUCUGCCUUGUACAUCACGCCGAUUUCUGGGAUAAGGGCACGCAUGUCGACGUCGUCCGAGAAUGGGUCGACCGAGAGCGUGUUGAUUUCAUCGGUCUCAGCCAGCACACGGUUGAUUAUCUUCUGCAGAAGUCAGUGACUCAGUGGCAAAAUCUGCAGGCAAGUGUCACGGCGCGAACAUUUCCUCCAGUUUUCCCGGUCAACCAGACACACAACGAAAGUAUCCAUGAAGUCUCGCUAGCGAUGCAAGGGGACUAUGCUCCUGAGCGCCGAGACUACAAACGCAUAUUUGGAAGCCUGGACAACGUCGUGAAGAAAAUCAACGGAAGUGCUGCGACGGCUGGCGAUCACACUGACGAGACGGUCAAAUUGCAUUUGAUCGGACACGGCCCACACGUCGAAGUACCUGAGAACAUUCGCGGCAACGUUGCGUUUGACGAAGAUCUUUCGUAUCCCGACUUUUACAGGCUUUUAUCGCAGUCAUAUGCGGUGAUUCCUGCAUUUGCCUCCGAAACCUAUCUCGACCGCAAAGCUUCGUCAACAGUUCCCGCUUCGCUUAUUGCGGGAGUUCCAUUGGUGGCAAACGAGAAGCUUCUCGCGUCCUAUUCAUAUUUGCCGCGCGAGGCAGUCUGGCUCUCGGAGCCGGAUGAGAGGGAGAUGGAGACAAUCGAGAGGGUGGUAGGCGAUAGGGAAGCGUUUAUGGAGAAGAAGAAAAAGGUCAAGGAGGCAGCCGAAAACAUAAUGAAGCAAAAUCGGUUGAACGUGAGAAAGUGGAUGAACGAGGAUUUCACCAGGCGCGGGAUCGUGCCUGAAGACGCCGUCUCGACAUGACGACG